AUGCCCGCCUCCGCACCGCCCAUCGCUGCCGUGCAAUGGUUCACGACACAGCUGAACAACUCUGAAAACGCCGAGGUAAAGCGCCACUACCUGCGAUGGUACGCCGAAGACACGGGUGUGUCCUACAGCGAUGAGGACCCGCUCCUUGUUCAGGCCAUUCUCGCCAGUUGCACAGGCUGGACGUUGCCGGAGCUGCUGUGGCGAGCACGUCUUGUUGUCCUGGAUGCGCGCACUCUCUGGGAGUGCUUGGACGUGCGCAUGAUUGCAGGCCGCAUGCACGAUGUGAUUGAUCCAUGGAACGAGCAGCUGAGCGUGAAGUUGGUUUGGUACUUCAUUAAGGAGCAGCAGCCUGACGAGUCGUUGGCCUCGUCCUCAUUGAACGCGCUUCGCACAGCACUUGAUGAGUACGCGGCGGCUACUAUCAAGCCCCAGGGCAGCCUGUCCGUGACGGUAUCCAGCUCGGCACGCUCCAUCGGCAGAGAUGCCCAACCCAGUCGAUGCGCGACCCUCAUCGAUGCGUGGUCGGACAAGGUUGCCCUCAUUCCGAUGGAGGCGGGCAACAACUAUAGCGAGGGGUCUCUGUAUUGCACCGCACCCGUCCCCAGUGGUGGCACGCUGCUCCAAGUGCCUCGCACUGAGAUGUUCUUCCUCAGUUCUCUGCUCCAGUACUGCGCCUUGGGCCGCGUCAUCGCUGCCGAGCCGUCUCUGCGCGAUCUCCUUGAAAACGAAGAGGCAAUGCUCGUGCUCUGUCUCGUCUACGAGCGUUUUGUUGAGGGGGUGGAGAGGUCACACUGGGGGCGGCUACUCGCGCACUGCCCAGGGUGGUAUCCUACCAUGCCCAUCGCUUGGGAGCUGGGUGACCUGGCAGAGCUUGACGGACUCGAUAUGCUCGACGACGUCCUCGCCAAGCGCAGCCAGUUGCAGGCGUUUGCUGAUCAACUUCAGACUUCCAUCCUUCCGCUUCUCCACCGCGAGCUCUCGACGCUGGCCGGUGCGAUGGAAGCGACCCCGUCACUGGCCGACAUGUCGGCGGCCUUCGCGUGGGAGCACCUCGUGUGGGCCCAGUCGACCUUCAACUCGCGCGCCUUCAACCUCAACGUAGACGGCACUGUUUUGAUGGCGCUCAUUCCAUUGGCGGACAUGAUUAACCACUCCAAUCACACCGACGUGCUUGUUCGCAAAGUGGAGCCGAACGGGGGCCCAUUCAUCAUGCAGGUCGGUGCGGCGCUGACGACGGCCGAUGUUGGGCGUGAGCUGUGGAUGAGCUACGGCCCACUGCAGAACUGGGAGUUGCUUCAGCACUACGGAUUUGUGCUGGGGCCCGACAACGUGCACGACAGACUGCCCUUUCCCCUUACCGUUUCCGCAGGGGCCAAUGAACCGCAUGGUGAGAGCGGUGCUACAGACACGUUAGCACUGAUUUCAGAUGAGGGAGGCACUGCGAACAGCUGGGAUGCGCGGCGCCUGGCGUUGAUACGUCGCUACGCGUUGUACUUGCCGGGGCGCUGCUGGAUUCGACACGAUGGUGUACCGCCCCCUGCUCUGCUGGCGCUCCUCCGCGUUCAGCUUGCACAAGCCGACGAGUUCGAUGCCAUGGAGGACCGCCGCCACGGGCCCUUCGAGCCACUGUCGCCGCUGACGGAGGCUGCCGUCGUGUCGGUGGUGAAUAGCACUGUGCAGUGUCUCCUGAAGUCGUUUCCCACGUCGCUUGCGGAGGACGAGGAGACACUGGCCGAGCUGCAUGACGACGAAGAAUGUGACCCCCACGCCGGAAGCGAAUCUUCGAGAAACUAUGUGUUGUGCUUGCAGCUUCGUGUAGGCCUCAAGCGGAUUGCCAACCGGUGUCUGGAGUGGUGUGCGUGCCACUCGUAG
Leishmania braziliensis MHOM/BR/75/M2904 is the source of this 1872-nucleotide messenger RNA. RefSeq lists its product as hypothetical. Lineage: Eukaryota; Euglenozoa; Kinetoplastea; Trypanosomatida; Trypanosomatidae. The record is from RefSeq and is a predicted model, not a curated record. Gene Ontology annotation, molecular function: protein-lysine N-methyltransferase activity. The transcript has a single exon. Bases 1 to 1872 code for a protein of 623 amino acids. Gene Ontology annotation, biological process: peptidyl-lysine monomethylation.